UGCUGGGUUGCUCAUAGUCAAUUGAAUUGCCUCCCAGCGGUGAUGGCAGGGAUAGCAAGUCGCCCAUCCUAUCACUGAUCAGCGCCGAUCGUCCACGGGCGCAUCUGCUCAUGGACACCGCCGGAUGGCGGCUGCUUGCGGCUUCCAUCAGAGCACUCCCCACAAUGAUCAGCCUGCGGGCAAGGACCAUCUACAACCCCUUGGGCGCUGCCGACGUGCGUGACCUUCAGAGGGUAUACACACAGAUUGCUCUCGAUCUUGUCUUCUUCGGCAUACAGACAGCCUUCUCAAUCGCCGCUGCAAGCGUACUUGCACGUCGAGCAGGCCGCUCGCUUCUGAUGCUUGUCGCCAUCGGCGUACUCUUCUUCUGCGCCGCGAUCUCCGUAAUCACCAAUGUGUUGUACUACAUGGUCCAACUCCCAGUAUAUUCUGGGAAAGACGUCAGGAGUAUACUGCAGCUACUCUUUCGUCUGGACAUCGUAGGUGCGGUGGCUGCACGCAUAGAAUACGUCCUCAGCGAUGUGAUUGUUGUCUGGCGGGCAUGGGUUAUAUGGUCAGAUAAUCGCAUUGCGAAGGGUAUACUGCUGUUGUGCACAUGCGGAAGUUUGGUCGGGGCCAUCCUCGAUGCCGUGUGGCAUAUAACGGGAAAGAUGCACCCCCAUCCAGUGCCGAAGGCGCAACCCCUCAUAAUGUUGAUUCUGCUCAUGCUCACCAACGUCGUCGCGACGAUACUGGUCGCGGUCAAAGUAUGGCAGUACUUCCGUGACAUCAAGAGCGCCCUAGGUCUAUCGGCGCGGAAAACCCAGGUCGAGCGGGUGCUGGUCUUGCUCUUGGAGUCGGGAUGCUUCUACAGCGUCGUAUGGAUCAGCUUCCUCGCUGUUCAGGCUACCAUCGGAACAUCGAAGUUCACGGUUGCGGAGCUCGUGGCCUCAGUUGUGCUCAGUAUUUCUGGCAUUUACCCUACUAUCGUCGUCCUCACCGCUAUGUACGACGACAAGGAACGGUCUCUGCUUGACAGCGCACAAGUAUCGCACGCCAUGCGCUUCGCAGAUGGGGACAAGGCUCAAGGAGGGGACACUAUGGACGACAAUUUUGCCUUGACAGGGCCAAGCACCGAUACCGAUGGCUCGACUGAGCCAUCAAUACGGAUGUACGACAUGACCGAGACGCAUGCCUCAGAGCAAGGAGAAAACAGCGAGGAAACGAGAACCUUUAUGGCUGGAUAAAAGCCAAUGUCUAUGCA
Schizophyllum commune H4-8 is the source of this 1243-nucleotide messenger RNA. RefSeq lists its product as uncharacterized. The transcript is spliced from 9 exons. Bases 111 to 1226 code for a protein of 371 amino acids. NCBI's taxonomy places the organism in Eukaryota, Fungi, Basidiomycota, Agaricomycetes, Agaricales, Schizophyllaceae. The record is from RefSeq and is a predicted model, not a curated record.